UUGCUCAGGGAGGUGCUGAUUUUACAACCCUCCUGUUUCCAUUCUCCCCGAGGUGGUGGGAGGUACCGGGUGCUGGGGCUGAGGAGCUCCAAAGCAGGAUUUUACCCCCUCUAAAAGAAGAAAAAGGGAGAGCUCUGCCCCCAAAACAGCCAAGACCUUUCUCAGGUCAGUCUUAAAUUCUUACCUCUACCAGCAGCUGCUUCUCAAGCCCUGAGGAUUUCCCUGAGCCAAUUUAAUGCUGGUGGUCAGACAGUUUAAACCCAUUAGCUCCCAGCUAUCCGAAUAAUUUCCUCCUCGGAUCCCAGCACACCUGCAGACUGCGCCGACCAGAACUGCAGGGAACUGCCACGGUAACUGGACCUUGGCUGACUGCUGUGGGCUGUGUGGAGAGCACUCAAGGGCUGAAGAAGAUGCCACUGGCUAGAUCACUGUCCGUGACAUCUCUGAACGGGCUUCCUCAGUGGGAGGACGAAGACCUGCCAGUGGAGGACUUGUUGCUCUUCGAAGUUUCCUGGGAGGUUGCCAACAAAGUGGGAGGCAUUUACACCGUGAUCCAGAGCAAAGCCAAAACCACAGCGGACGAAUGGGGCGAGAACUAUUUCCUCAUCGGCCCCUACUUUGAGCAGAACGUGAAGACUCAGGUGGAAUUCUGUGAGCCUCCCAGCGCUGCAAUUAAGAAGGCAAUGGACACCAUGAAAAGCCAGGGGUGUCAGGUCUCUUUUGGAAGAUGGCUGAUAGAGGGCAGCCCAUAUGUCUUAUUGUUUGACAUAGGAUCAGCAGCUUGGAAUCUGGACAAGUGGAAAGGUGAAUUUUGGGAAGCCAGCAACAUAGGGAUCCCCUUUCAUGACCAAGAAGCCAACGAUGCUGUGAUUUUUGGAUCAUUAACAGCCUGGUUUUUAAAAGAGCUUUCCUGUCAGUUUGAUGACAAGCCCUAUAUAAUUGCCCACUUCCACGAGUGGCAGGCAGGAGUGGGUUUGAUACUGGCUCGGUCUCAGAAACUUCCUGUCGCCACAAUUUUCACCACCCACGCCACUCUGCUUGGGAGAUACCUGUGUGCAGCCAGUAUUGAUUUCUACAACAACCUUGACCAGUUUGACAUUGACAAGGAAGCUGGAGAGAGGCAGAUUUACCACCGGUACUGUAUGGAACGGGCAUCUGUGCACUGCGCCCAUGUGUUCACCACAGUCUCACAGAUCACAGCCACAGAAGCAGAACAUAUGCUUAAAAGAACUCCUGAUGUUGUCACCCCAAAUGGCUUGAACAUUAAGAAAUUUUCAGCAAUGCAUGAGUUUCAGAAUUUGCAUUCCAUGUACAAGGCUAGGAUCCAAGAGUUCAUUCGAGGUCAUUUCUAUGGCCACCUGGACUUCAAUCUCGAGAAGACCUUAUUUUUCUUCAUUGCUGGGAGAUAUGAGUUUUCCAACAAGGGAGCUGACAUGUUUCUAGAAGCCUUAUCAAGAUUAAACUUUUUGCUGAGGGUCCAUAAGACUGACGUUACAGUUGUUGUGUUCUUCAUCAUGCCAGCAAAGACAAACAAUUUCAACGUGGAAACCCUGAAAGGACAAGCAGUCAGGAAGCAGCUCUGGGACAUUGCCCAGUCUGUGAAAGAAAAGUUUGGAAAGAAGCUCUACAAUGCCCUGCUAAAAGGAGAAAUUCCAGACUUGAACAAGAUUCUUGACCGAGAUGAUAUAACCAUUAUGAAAAGAGCCAUCUAUUCAACUCAGAGACACUGUCUGCCCCCAGUGACCACCCACAACAUGAUUGACGACGGCAACGACCCAAUCCUCAACACCAUCCGGCGCAUCGGCCUCUUCAACAACCGGACAGACAGAGUAAAGGUGAUCCUUCAUCCAGAGUUUCUUUCUUCAACAAGCCCGUUGCUGCCCCUGGACUAUGAGGAGUUUGUCAGAGGCUGCCACCUCGGUGUCUUCCCAUCUUACUACGAGCCCUGGGGUUACACUCCAGCUGAAUGUACCGUGAUGGGCAUUCCCAGUGUGACCACAAACCUCUCUGGAUUUGGCUGUUUCAUGCAGGAACACGUUUCUGACCCAGCAGCUUACGGUAUCUACAUUGUGGACAGGAGGUUCCGCUCCCCGGACGAGUCGUGCAACCAACUGACCCAGUUCCUGUAUGGGUUUUGUCAGCAGUCCCUUCGCCAGAGGAUCAUCCAGAGGAACCGAACCGAGAGGCUCUCGGACCUCCUGGACUGGAAAUACCUCGGCAGGUACUACAUGCACGCCCGACACCUGGCCCUCAGCAGAACAUUCCCAGACAAAUUUGAGAUGGAACCAAGUGCUCCACCAAAGACGGAAGGUUUCAGGUACCCCAGGCCCUCCUCAGUGCCACCAUCACCUUCUGCCUCUCAGCAUUCCAGCCCCCACCACAGCGAGGCCGAAGAUGAAGAUGAGGAUGAGAGAUACGACGAGGACGAGGAGGCCGAGAGGGACAGGCAAAACAUCAAGUCUCCCUUUUCCCUUGGAGCGUUGCCACAAGGAAAAAAGAAGCAGCAUGGGGAAUACAGGAACUGAAUUCACUGCUCUCACCCUGGCAGGGUGUCCCUCCAGCCGUUCAGCAGUUCCUCCUGUAGCCCUGGCAAGCUUUGUGUUGAGGACAGCGUGAUAUAAUUAGGAGAACCUUAAAUGUUAUUUGAGCUACACUGUUGGAAAGCCUAAUAUUAUUUCACCUUGAAAGUAGUUUAAAUGACAAUUUUCCUGUGCCCCUUCGAGGUAGGAGAGAUUUCUCAAGCUUAAUAAAUCUAGAGAAUGCAACAAUCCCCUCGGGAGCUUUUACAAACUGCAGAUCAUACCUUUGUCUACAGAAUCACUCUAUUAAUCAUAGUCUACACAGAUAGCUCCAUUUUGGGUAUCCCAAAUGAAUGAAUUCCUGCUUCAUUUAUGUUUCCCCUUUUUCCAUCCUAAACUAACGUGAACUUUAAACCAGAGUUCAAAAAAUUAGAGGGAAAAAAAAGCUUUUCAGCGGAGAAAUAUUGGAAGAGUUAAAAAAGAUACACUGAAAAGAAAAUGGUCUUCCUUUUUUCCUUAUGCUGUUUAUUGUAAGCUUACAUAAUUUAAAACAUUUUUUUUUACAGCACACAGAAGUGUCUUGAUCCAGUGGUAAAACAUUCUUCCUGUGGAACAAUAUAAAGUCUCACGCAGUGGGCAUUUUGAAUUUUAGAGAAGUCGUCUCUCUGCAGCCAUUUAGACCCACAAUAAACAGCAGACCAUUUAUUUUCUGA
Myiozetetes cayanensis is the source of this 3232-nucleotide messenger RNA. It is a transcript of the gene GYS2, whose product is annotated as glycogen synthase 2. Bases 411 to 2525 code for a protein of 704 amino acids. Gene Ontology annotation, molecular function: alpha-1,4-glucan glucosyltransferase (UDP-glucose donor) activity. The record is from RefSeq and is a predicted model, not a curated record. Lineage: Eukaryota; Metazoa; Chordata; Aves; Passeriformes; Tyrannidae. Gene Ontology annotation, cellular component: cytoplasm. The transcript is spliced from 16 exons. Gene Ontology annotation, biological process: glycogen biosynthetic process.